UAAGUUCUCCUCUCACUUUCACACAUCACAAACACCUACACAGCCAAAAAAAAAAAAUCUCUCUUCUUAGUUCUCUGUCCCCUGUUCAUUGGUAUGUAGGUGGGUGGGUUUCUGCUGGUGUAAUCAGAAAUACCGCCACUAGAACACAAAACAAAACCAGACAGGUGAAGUGGUAAACGAGGUAAACUGGCCAAUCUCCAUCUCUCUGUGCACUGCUUUGUUUACACUGUCGAUGAACUCGUAUUGAGAUUAGCGUGAUUGGUGAAAGGAAAAAAGAAUGGCGAGAGAGAAAAUUCAGAUCAAGAAGAUCGAUAACGCGACGGCGAGACAGGUGACCUUCUCUAAGAGAAGAAGAGGGCUUUUUAAGAAGGCUGAGGAGCUUUCCAUUCUCUGUGAUGCUGAGGUCGCUCUCAUCAUUUUUUCCUCCACAGGAAGGCUCUUUGAAUACGCCAGCUCAAGUGUGAAGGGGAUACUGGAAAGGCAUCAUCUGCAUUCUAAGAACCUCCAAAAACUUGAUGAACCUUCCCUUGAGCUGCAGCUAGAGAACAGCAACCAUACGAGGUUGAGCAAGGAAGUGGGGGAGAAGAGCCAUCAACUGAGGAGAAUGAGAGGAGAAGAGCUGCAAGGGUUAAAUAUAGAGGAAUUGCAGCAGCUAGAGAAAUCACUUGAAACCGGAUUGAGGCGUGUAUUAGAAAGAAAGGGUGAACGAAUUAUGGAGGAGAUUAGCGCGCUCCAAAGAAAGGGAUCACAAUUGGAGGAGGAGAAUGAGAGAUUGAGACAACUGAUGAACAUGUCCAAAGGCCGGAGGCAUUUUGCCCAUGAAUCUGAAAACAUAGUCCAUGAAGAAGGCCAAUCAUCAGAAUCAGUUACUAAUAUCUGCAGCUCCGUUGGUCCACCUCAAGAUAAUGACAGUUCUGAUACCUCUUUGAAGCUGGGGUUACCUUAUUCCAGUUGAAUUUGAAGGAUGAUGCCCUUGGAGAUUAUUUUUAGUGCCAAAAGAGGAAGGCUAUAUAAAGUCUAGAUUUUCCUUUUAAGUCAAGCUUGUUUUAAUCGCCCACCCCCUCCCCUUUCUUCUCUGGGAAACAUGAAAACAAGUAUCAUUACUCAACCAACUGAAAGGAAAGCACAAAAGUACAUUAUGGUUAUAGUCUUGUUAUAUUAGAAUACAAAACUAACUUUGUAUGUAGGUUUUCUAUAAAAUCCUAUUUGCUUACGUAA
This is a messenger RNA of Macadamia integrifolia, 1218 nucleotides long. RefSeq names its product MADS-box protein JOINTLESS. Gene Ontology annotation, cellular component: nucleus. Gene Ontology annotation, biological process: positive regulation of transcription by RNA polymerase II. Gene Ontology annotation, molecular function: DNA-binding transcription factor activity, RNA polymerase II-specific; RNA polymerase II cis-regulatory region sequence-specific DNA binding; protein dimerization activity. The transcript has 9 exons. The record is from RefSeq and is a predicted model, not a curated record. Bases 278 to 955 code for a protein of 225 amino acids. Lineage: Eukaryota; Viridiplantae; Streptophyta; Magnoliopsida; Proteales; Proteaceae.